AUGUUCGUUGAUCAGCACAACCCAGCAGAUCACCUUGGCACCCAUGAGGCCACUGAGGAGCUUCAGUCGAGGAGCGAGCCUCUCUCCUUCGCGACUGCCACUCGUUGCAUGAGGUUGGCAGGCGGCGGUGUAUUGAACUUCACCUGCAUGCAUCCUCUCCAGGGUGCGGUAUACUUCCUGGAAUAUCUCAUCACUCAGAGUUUCCUUGAUCGCAGUACGUUACAGUCUGCUGCUGUUGUUGGUGACCAACAUAGCUUGAUAGGCUCUAACGCCUACGCCAUAUCAUAUGCUGGUUAUAACCUUGGGGUAGCCGUCUCACGAGGUGUCGUUGGUGUGGUACGCCCCUUACCACCAGUCGGUAGCAUCGUCGUCGCACCCCUCCUUGCUCAGAUGCCCAACCCCCCUGUGGCCCUCAUAUGGAUUCCAACUCUCCUGCAACUAAUUAACUGUACCCUCUGGGGUGUCGAGUCCAAACUGCAUUUUGUCCGAUACGAGUUGUUCCCCUCUGAUACCGCAGCCUUCCAGUUCUACACCUGUUGUAUGGUCUUUGUUGGUCUCAUGGGUGGCACCAGCUACUCUGCAUGCUACGCUUACUUCAGAGAUACUCCGACUAUCCCUGCCAGCCUUCGUGAGGUCCUCGUCAAUGUUUCCUAUGGUGUCAGCAGUAUAGGCAUGCUCUCGUCAUCUAUCGCGGCACUUAUUCUUAGCAAGACUGUUCUGUCGGAGUGUUCAAUAUACCCCUGUCCCCAAUGA
Messenger RNA from Perkinsus marinus ATCC 50983, 753 nucleotides. RefSeq lists its product as hypothetical. Lineage: Eukaryota; Perkinsozoa; Perkinsida; Perkinsidae. The coding region runs from base 1 to 753 and encodes 250 amino acids. The transcript is spliced from 5 exons. Gene Ontology annotation, cellular component: membrane. The record is from RefSeq and is a predicted model, not a curated record.